UAGGCCAAGAUACCCCGAGGGGAGAGGGGCUCCGGAGAGGAGGCCCGCCCAGCAAGAAGGGGUCGACCCUUCGUCGACUAACCGACCGAGUCGCUUUGCUUGCGGACCAGGGCCGUGCGUCGCGGGCUUCCUGAGCGCCGCCGUCGCCUGGCAACCGCCAUCACGAUAUGUUGCCAUGGCGACCCGGGCAGAGGCAGCGGCUCCCCUCGCGCCGAACGCCCCGGCAACAGCCGCGCCACGCGCCGAGCUCGCGGCCCGCGCCCUCAACCAAAACACAACGUGGAACAAACAGCAACGACAACCACACAUAGACGAGAGAGAGAUCCACGAGCCCCGCACACUUGUAAAGCGUCCCCGUUGUGUCCGUGAGGCCGCUCGCGGUCGGAGUCGCCUCAGCGCUGCGGUUGCUAAGGGCCCGGCUCUAGCAAGUCGGGGCCGCGCCGCGCGAAGCCGCCGGGGGACGACUCGAACCGAGACAUGUCCGACUCCGAGGAGGAGACGCAGGACAAGCAGCUCAAGAUCGUCAUCUUGGGAGACGGCGCCUCUGGAAAGACGUCUCUGGCGACGCGCUUCGCCCAGGAGGCGUUUGGCAAGCAGUACAAGCAGACGGUGGGGCUCGACUUCUUCCUGAAGCGCAUCACCCUGCCUGGGAACGUGAGCGUUACGCUGCAGGUGUGGGACAUCGGGGGGCAGACUCUGGGGGGCAAGAUGCUCGACAAGUACAUCUAUGGAGCGCACGGCGUGCUGCUCGUGUACGACAUCACCAACUACCAGAGCUUCGAGGACCUGGAGGACUGGCUGGGCAUGGUGCGCAAGGUGAACGAGGAGGCUGAGCGGCAGCCUAACGUCGCCCUGGUCGCCAACAAGAGUGAGGACGCGGUCGCCUGUCCGCGAGGGGCGGGAGUCGACCUGGAACACAUGCGCACGGUGAAGGCUGACAAACACUCGCGCUUCUGCCAGGAGAACGGCCUGAGCAGUCACUUCGUGUCGGCCAAAACCGGGGACUCGGUGGCCGUGUGUUUCCAGAGAGUAGCGGCCGACACUCUCGGCAUCAAACUCAACAAAGCGGAGAUGGAACAAUCUCAGGGUGUACUGAAAGCCGAAUUGGUCGACUACCGGGAGGCGUCGGGGCUGCGCGAGUACCGCGCGGCGGCGGCGGCGGCGCGCUGCGACAAGAGCUCCGUGUGCAGUGUGCAGUGACAAACGAACUAACUCGCUCGCUCACUCGCUCACCGAGUGGUGAAAGCCGACAUCAUCAAAAGCACUCAGGACUCCCCCGUGCGGGCCGUGAGCCAGCCCAAGAGCUCCGUGUGCGCCAUCCACUAGACUCUACCACUACGCCAAACGGGGGGGGGGGGUGCAUCGGUAGGAUUGGUGGGAGUAGAGUUGAGUUACGACCAGCUUCAUCCCAUGACGAAUAAAACCCAUACAGUGUAAUCGGCAUUGGCCAAUGCUGAAGAACUACCGGCAAAUUACUCAAUUGGGAUGACACACAGUAGCAACAUCGCCCCCCUACUUUCGAAAUUUGGCAGGGCCUUCCUGAGCAAGAGUUGUCUCAAUGAGUCUCCCUCAUGCUGGCUGGCCAUGUGGCUGGGGUGACUGAGAUUGCUAGAGCCAGUUAAUUGAGUUGAUUUCCUACGGGCGCUAUCGUUCUCAUGGCACGCACCGAUCAUAGCACAGGAAGGCGCCGCUGUGUUUCACGCGAGGAACAGCUUGUGCUGGUUCCACAGCAGGGGGGUGAUGCUGCUGCUGUGUUAUCCCGAUUGAGUAAUUUGUAAAUGUAGUCCAUGGCGCAGGCAAACAAUAGCCCACUCUUACCAACGACGUCACGGGAUCUGUAAAUGUCAUCUGUGAAGCAGACGGCAUGUAGUAUUGUAUGGUUAAAGCGCACCACCACCGCAGUAAUAGCUGGGGCAGCCUGCCGGAUUCGCACCGCGAUUCCCGUAGUAAUGCUCGCGUUGUAGGGAUGUGAUCAGGGUUCUUGAUUCUGUCCCGUGAGCUGAGCCUGAGCCGCGACUAAGACACGGCCAUAGCACCGCCCCUUCCCCCCACCAAUCUCCGCGGGUGAAGAGAGAGAGAUUCAGUCGUAGCCGCAGCGUAUUCUCCGGAUGGUAACACAUCUCACAUUCGCCCCUCGUCCUUCAAAAGUUGGAGGUCCAUCUUAUACCCCAGUAGGUGGGCCGUGCGUGCACAUCAGCAUCGGGGAGACAAAGGCGGCUGGGCGUAGUGCAGACCACACCCCGCACCCUCAUGUGCUGUGCCAGCCUUCGUAGGCGCUCGAUAAAGGCACUUGCCCCAACAGUCUGUUAAAACCAAACGGAGGAUCUUUGUCUUUGUAACCAGCUCUGUGUAACUUUAUUGACACCGGGCACAAAUUUGGUGGGGGUCUCAGCCGGCAGCGCAGCACCCCCCAGCCGGCGCCUUCAAGGUGGUGGCACCGUGACCAUUCGGGAUUCUGAUCGCCCGUGGUUAUGAAUAUGAUUUUUCCACAUUGAUAGUGUUCUAGUAAUGCUCGCGUUGUAGGGAUGUGAUCAGGGUUCUUGAUUCUGUCACCACGCCGAGUUGGGUGUCGGGUUUCUGGUCGUGAGAUUUACCGUGCGAGGCAGCUGAACGCUCGGCACCAGCAGUGAACGUAUAUAAAAUAAACUACACAACCUGGCCGAGAGAUUUCUAUAUUACAUAACGCAAAAUCACGGUCUAUCCACUGCUGGAUGAAGGCCUCCCCACGGUGCUCUCACCCACCUCGUCAUGCCACCGAGCGCUCACUCUGCCUGGCUGGGCCAGGCACCCAGAUCCCCUCCCUCCCGGCGUGUCGCCGCAGUCCAUGGGCUAGGACCAAAAAUUAGAAGCUCCGGGGUCAUAAUUCCACAUUCCAAUGGGAAGGACCAGUAUAAUCCACGGGACCGUCACCGCUGGAGCGCUGGCAAGGCAGUACGAGGUUUACAGACCCUGAGCGAGUAUGAUGGGCUGAGUGGGGCGUUGGCAGGGAGGACGCAGCUUGGCAGCGCACGAGGGACCCCGUCGCUUCCGAGGUCGCCUGCAACUGCUUGCAAUAACGUCGACACACGGGCAAUUCGGUUUCCUGCACCCGAGUUGCGGGUGACUGUACUCUUAAACAACCGGUUGUGCAACUGGUCGCAUAGACGUCAACGUAUAGUGCGCACGAUUCGGUUGCGUGCAACCGAAUUGCAUAUCGGACCCCUCUGGUUCGACACCGUGGUACCACGAUCGUCGCGCCCCGAGUGGCUGUAGGGUUCGCUUAGCGCCCCUCGUGGCACGCAGUGUGCGGGUGCCAGGAGAGAGCAGUCGAUGGGAACUCGCGCGGUUCCACGGGGGAGUUGUGGGUGGGCGUGAGAAUCUCCACGGAACGGCGAUGAAUCGGAUCGCUUACUGGGCAGAGUCGCGUGUACACGCGCGUGUCUGUGUGUGUACACACGUGUGUCUGCGUACUCGAGUUUAUGUCAACAGCUAACACACAUGUGUAUAUAUCUUAUAGUUUCGCAUUCAAAUAAUAAAAGACAAUGGACUUGUUUUAUUCAUGAAA
Messenger RNA from Petromyzon marinus (sea lamprey), 3544 nucleotides. It is a transcript of the gene RAB28, whose product is annotated as RAB28, member RAS oncogene family. The record is from RefSeq and is a predicted model, not a curated record. Lineage: Eukaryota; Metazoa; Chordata; Hyperoartia; Petromyzontiformes; Petromyzontidae. Gene Ontology annotation, molecular function: GTP binding; GTPase activity.